Megalobrama amblycephala (Wuchang bream) is the source of this 2560-nucleotide messenger RNA. It is a transcript of the gene lmx1al, whose product is annotated as LIM homeobox transcription factor 1, alpha-like. Gene Ontology annotation, molecular function: DNA-binding transcription factor activity, RNA polymerase II-specific; RNA polymerase II transcription regulatory region sequence-specific DNA binding. The transcript has 9 exons. Gene Ontology annotation, cellular component: nucleus. NCBI's taxonomy places the organism in Eukaryota, Metazoa, Chordata, Actinopteri, Cypriniformes, Xenocyprididae. Gene Ontology annotation, biological process: regulation of transcription by RNA polymerase II; neuron differentiation. The record is from RefSeq and is a predicted model, not a curated record. The coding region runs from base 359 to 1579 and encodes 406 amino acids.
GUUUGAGAUUAUAUAGACUAACACCAAUCUUUUUAUUGAAACAGCCUGUCAGUCAGACAGUGAACUAUUCCUCUGAAAGAGAAACAGCGAGAUACAAUAGGCCAGAUCUACUUUGUAAAUGCUCAUGUUUUCUUCUUCUUCUUCUUCUUGCACCCCUCCUCGAUCUCACCCUCCUCCAGCAGUCACUGAUAGUGCGCGCGCAGCCCGAGCCUUCACUCCAUCACAUAAAGCGCGCGCCUGAACAUCACGCACAGUCUGGCUAUGCGUUUGCGCCUCUGCGUGCAUUUGGGACUAUAGCUAAUACUAAAGUUUGGCUUUUGGAGCACUGCUGCCCGUCCUCUUCUUCAAAGGUAUUUUGAUGUUACCAACAGAAAUCUCAGGAGGAGUGUGUUUCAGCACAAGUCAGCACUCCAAAGAAGGAAGGAACGGAAUGAAAACAGAAGAAAACCAAUCAUGUCUUCAGCAGGCCCCCUCUGCCACUCCUUACGAGCAUGUGGGAGGAGGUGAGGUGUGUGCAGGGUGCGAGUCUCCCAUCGCGGACCGCUUCCUCCUGCGCGUCAAUGAACUGUCCUGGCAUGAGACGUGUGUCAAGUGCGCGGUAUGUCGCAGCGCACUGAGCGGGACCUGCUACUGCCGGGACCGCUUGCUUUACUGCAAGCAUGAUUAUGAGAAGUUGUUCGUGCGGAAGUGCAGUGCGUGCCUGCAGGCGAUCGGCCGCUCGGAGCUCAUCAUGCGUGUGCUGGGGCAGGUGUACCACCUGGGCUGCUUCAGCUGCUGCGAGUGUGAGCGCCGGCUGCAGAGAGGUGAUGAGUUUGUGCUAAAGGAGGGACAGCUGCUCUGCCGGGGAGACUAUGAGAAGGAGAGAGAGAUGCUGGCCGCCAUCAGCCCGGCCCCUACCGAGUCUGUAAAGAGUGAGGAUGAGGAGGGUGGCGGUGUCUCCGUCGGCGGGAAGGCUGGAGAUGAUGGGAAGGAGCACAAGAGAUCCAAGAGACCACGAACCAUCUUGACCACGCAACAGCGUCGCGCUUUCAAGGCUUCCUUCGAGGUGUCUUCAAAACCCUGCCGAAAGGUCAGAGAAACUCUUGCAGCUGAGACUGGACUGACGGUGAGAGUCGUGCAGGUGUGGUUCCAAAAUCAGAGAGCAAAGAUGAAGAAGAUUGCUCGCAGACAGCAGCAGCAGCAGCAACAGCAGGAACAGGAGCAGAUGGGCGGGACCAGGAGGGGCCCGAGCAGAGGGGGGCGCCAGAGUAACGAUGACAGUGAGGAUGGCUCCAGCAGUCACGGACUGGAUGGGUUGCUCUCGUAUUCCUCUCUGCCACGCCAACAACUGCUGGCUUUGGAUCCGAACAUAUACGGCAGCGAGCAGUUCCGACACGGGCUCACGCCACCACAGCUCGGCCCCGAGCAGAUGCACUCCUAUGACUCAGAGACAGUUUUCCAUGACUUGGACAGUGAUGGAAGUCUCAGUCAUCUUGGUGACUGUCUCUUGACGACCGCAGAGGGUGGAGUUCUGGCAGGGCGGAUAGGAAAUCCCAUUGAUCGCCUCUACUCAAUGCAAAACUCCUACUUUACCUCAUGACCCUGGUUCCACCUACCUAAAGCGCUCCAACACCACAGCAGGGGGCAACAAAUAGAUCAUCAUUAAAACUAAUUGAAUCCCACAAUCGCAUCUUAGUUGUGCCAAUAAAGUUCUAACCAAUCAAACCAAGACAGGAUCAGACCCCAAAAAUUCAAUAUGACAUGGACAGAAUAGGAAUUCACUGGAAUAUCAUGUUUUGUAUCACACAUAUACACUAUUUUUUUCUGCUCUGUAUCGCGCAAACAAUUUUGGACAGUCAUAGGUGCAGACAUCAACAGGCAGCUCUUCGUGAAGUGUAAGUGUUACCUCACACUCUACUCACUGUAAAACUAACAAACUGAUCAAGUCGGUAUCCAAAAUCUCCCCCUAUACUCUCAUUCGCUAUUAGAGUGCUUGAAUGAUGAUGUGUUUUGUAGGUCAACCAAAAAGUUAGCAUUACCCCGGUUCCCCCGAUAAAAAGACAAUAGGAUUGUUCUAUUGGAUUACUGCAGAAAAUGUUCUGUGAGAAUUAAUGAUUCCUACACAUUCUGUUCAUCAUGAUAAUGUUUUGAACAUUUUAAAGCCUAAAUACAGCAUUAGUAAAAAUCUAAAUAUAUAAAAAUGCACCACGGUCACAUGACUUCAUCACCACCAUUAAGCUUUUAACAUAUAUUUCAGUCUUAAAAAGCAUUUUCCAUGAUAAUAAACACAAGGCUGUGAAAGCGGAUUAGUGUGUUCAGUGUGAUAACGUUUAAAGGUGCAGUAAGCGAUUUUUGAGAAAACCAAGAAGCACAACAAACUUGUAGCCAAUCAGCAGUAGGGGGCGUGGUCACUCAUGAUGUGGGAGGAGAGAGAGUGAGCCAAUCAGCAGUAGGGGGCGUGCCCACUCAUGAUGGUGGAGGAGAGUGAGUGAGCCAAUCAGCAGUAGGGGGCGUGUCCACUCAUGAUGGGGGAGGAGAGAGAGUGAGCCAAUCAGCAGUAGGGGGCGUGUCCACUCAUGAU